Messenger RNA from Cyphellophora europaea CBS 101466, 1269 nucleotides. RefSeq lists its product as uncharacterized. The transcript has a single exon. Gene Ontology annotation, biological process: positive regulation of transcription by RNA polymerase II; protein phosphorylation. The record is from RefSeq and is a predicted model, not a curated record. Gene Ontology annotation, cellular component: nucleus; transcription factor TFIIK complex; cytoplasm. Gene Ontology annotation, molecular function: RNA polymerase II CTD heptapeptide repeat kinase activity; cyclin-dependent protein serine/threonine kinase activity; ATP binding. NCBI's taxonomy places the organism in Eukaryota, Fungi, Ascomycota, Eurotiomycetes, Chaetothyriales, Cyphellophoraceae. The coding region runs from base 1 to 1269 and encodes 422 amino acids.
AUGGCGCCGUCACCUAGAUCGAACGUGGUGUCACCGCUGGGCACCCGUUCACCAUCGAAUCUCAAUAUCACAUCUCCCUCGAAUGUAUCAACGCUUGCUAUGCGAAAGUCGGUCGCGAAACCUUCAACUUCUUCAGAACCACCUGCAAAGAGACUCAAAGCCGAUAUCGACAUGGCUGAACAGAUCAAUGAGGAAAUCGGUAACAAGUAUGUCAAGGGCCGCAAGCUUGGCGAGGGAACUUUCGCCAUCGUCUACGAAGGCCAUCUACGCAGUGACCCCUCGUUCCUCAUAGCCAUCAAGAAGUUCCGCGUGGAUCCCUCCCAAACACGACUGGGACUCAACGUUGAUACCAUUCGCGAAAUCAAGUAUCUCCAGGAACUGAACCACCCUUCCAUCAUCGCAAUGUACGAUAUCUUCAGCACCAAAGACCAAAACGUCAACAUGAUCCUCGAAAACUGCCCGAACGGCAAUCUUGAGGAAUUUCUCAAAUCGGCCGUCCCUUACACGCCGGCGGAUGUCAAGUCCUGGAUGGGCAUGCUCUGCCGUGCCGUCUACUACUGCCACAGGCAUUUCGUGCUGCACCGCGACAUAAAACCCAACAACUUGCUGAUAGCCGCAGACGGCAGCAUCAAGCUUGCCGAUUUCGGCCUGGCUCGUGCAUUCGCAGACCCCAGCGAGCGCAUGACCCACCAGGUCAUCACGAUGUGGUACCGACCUCUAGAGCUCCUGUUUGGCGCCCGGCACUACUCUGGGGCCGUCGACAUGUGGUCCGUGGGAUGCGUCUACGCAGAGCUGGUGCUACGCAAGCCUUUCAUCAUCGGCCGUGUCGAUUCGACGGAUCUGAUCGAUACCUCGCAGGGCACCAUCGCACAGAUCGAGCGCAUCUGCGAGGUGGUCGGCACUCCCAGCGAGGACAAUUGGCCGGGCGUCGGCCAGCUACGAGACUGGUUCGAGCCCAAGAGGCAGGUGCCUCUUCGCGAUAAAAACUAUUUCAUGACGGCGUUGCCGAGCGCGGGCAGCGUUGGCGUGGACUUUCUAAUGAGGUUGUUGACGCUUGAUCCACGGCGGAGAGCGACGGCGAGGCAAGCCCUUGAGCAUGACUACUGGACGAGCGAACCCCGGCCGACGGAGACCGGCAAGCUACCGAUGAGAGGUGGAGGUGGCGGGGAAGCAAUGGCUAUGGCGGAGGCCAGUAAACCUGGGAAGGUGGUCGACGAUGCGCAAUAUAAGGGCGUGGCGCGAAAACUGGACUUCGGGGGCAGCAAAUGA